CCCACUUCUCCCGGCCCAGCACAUUAGCACACCUGUGCGCCUCAUGCGGCAGCCACACACCAUUGUCAAAUUGCUUUGGCACACAAAAUGCAAAAAACACGCAUUCAACACCCACGAGACUCAUUUGUGGGCGAAAUUGUCAGUUAGCCGGGUUCGAAACCAAGCAGCCACAUCUUAUCUGACUCAAUGAGAAACCAACUUGAGUUUUGCCGGCCGAGAUAAAUCUCCCGUUAUCUGAGUGUAAGACUCUCAUUGGAUUCGUGCCUCGGCUCUCGCACGAAACAAAACGCCUUGUUCGUUUUCUAUCAGCCUCUCUCGUUUACAGAGCUCUGUUGGCAACCGUCGGCUCUUAACAGCGGCAGAGAAUCGGUGCAAACAGUUCGUGGAGUGCACAGAUAAGAAACACAGCGGCAGUUCUUAGGCUCUCUCCUCUCAUCUGCAGAAAAGUUAAACCGGUUUUCUCUUGCUCCCGCUCUCGUGUAAACGAACAUCUCUCCGAGCCAUGCCAUGUUAACUCGCGACGAAGCUGACGUCACGUAAAUCGUUCAUACGCCGCGUUGCGUUAGUUCGAAAAAAAACGUGAAAGUGUGUGGACAUGUUGUGAGGCGCACCGUUGUUUUCAAUAGCAGCCAGCAGAUUCGCGCGUGCAAAUUUUCUCUCCCUUGCACCCUCCGUCGACGGUGGUUGUUGUUGCCGUUAUUGUUGCCGUUGUCGUCGUGCGGGCAACUUGCUUUUUCGGGGGCGGGGCACGCGGGUCAUCGCAAAUAGCAAAUAGCAAAAAACGUCAAUCGUUAAUCGGCAUCGGCGAAACGUGUGUGCAGAAUUAAUGAAAAUACUCGCGCCGCUUCAUCAAUGAAAACAACAAAAAAAAAACGAGACUAUACGCCAAAUAGUAUCUCAUAGAUUGCUUUAUAGCUGUGCUUUCGGUUCACGUUGUGUUUAGGCCAACAUUUUUGUUUGACAACAGUGCGUGCUAACGAACCUGGCUUCCAAUUGCCAAUUCAAUCGCGGUAACAAAAAUCUUGCCACAUUAACCGAAAAACCUGCCGCAUAAAUAAGGAUUAUACCGGCAGAACGUCAGUGGGGCAGAGAGUGAUUGGAUACACAUGUGUUAGCGGGCCCUCCAUCAACAAUAUGUUUGACAGCAAGUUCCGGCAUUGGAAUUGAAUUUAAUAAAAUAAAUUAAGCCACUAGGCGGAGUGGGUCAAAAGCACACAGUUUGAAUUGUUAAUGAGCAGCGGCAAAAAGUGUUAAAUGCUGAUGACGCUGACAGCAUUUUUGCUGCCUCUGCCGACGUCGCUGUCGCUGGUUCAACAGUGCUGAAAAGUCAAUUAAAGGCGAAUGCCGGAGUCUGGACUGGAAAGCCAUUGGCGAACUUGGCCAGAACGUAGUUAACGUGGUUAGUAGUGGAAAAGGAGACCAGAAACGAGAAGCAGCGAGUGGCGAGGCAAAAGCCAGAAGACAGCGAGCGUGUAAUGAGCAGACGACGGCCAAUUACCAUGUCGUUGGCCCCCCAUCUUGGCCAGGCUUUAAGCCUCUGCCUGGUCUUUCUGGCCACGAUGCAAGUGGCCCGGGGACUGGCCAACUGCCCGAAUGGCUGCGAGUGCGACGACGACACCCUGAUGGUCAAUUGCGGCGAGGGAACCCUGGACGUCCUGCCCAUCGCAUUGAACCCGGCCAUCCAGCGACUGGUGAUCAAGAACAACAAGCUGAAGACCAUCGACUCCUCCAUGCAGUUCUACGCACAGCUCACCUUCCUGGACCUGUCCUUCAACGACAUGGUUACCAUACCAGAGCGAUCGUUCGCGUACCACGCCAAAUUGCAGGAGCUGCACCUGGACCACAACAAGAUUGGCCAGGUGUCCAACAGGACCUUCCAGGGUCUGUCCACCAUAAGUGUUUUGAAUCUGCGGGGCAACCUGAUUGCCGAGCUGGAGUACCGCACCUUUUCGCCCAUGGGCAAGCUGGCCGAGCUGAAUCUUGGCCAGAACCGCAUCAGCCACAUCGAUCCGCAUGCCUUGGAUGGUUUAGUUAACCUGAGGGUUCUCUACCUGGAUGACAACACCCUGACCACUGUGCCGGGGGAAAUAACCUUCCAGGCGUUGCCUUCCCUGGCGGAACUCUACCUGGGCACCAACUCCUUCAUGACCAUUCCCGGUGGAGCCUUCCAGGAUCUCAAGGGGUUGACACGUUUGGAUCUUCGUGGAGCUGGCCUGCACAACAUCUCUGGAGAAGCUCUCAAAGGUUUGGAGGCCCUGCGAUACUUGGAUCUGUCGGAUAAUCGCCUGCCUGCGAUACCCACUGCUGCCUUCCAGAAACUGGGAAGGCUGGAGCAGCUGAACAUUGGCCAGAACGACUUCGAGGUGAUCUCCUCGGGAGCCUUCGCAGGUCUCCGCGAGCUGAGGCACCUGGAGCUGACCGGAGCGCAGAGAUUGAGGCGCGUGGAGAGCGGCGCCUUCAGCGGGAACUCGAAUCUGGAGCACCUGAAUCUGUCCAGCAACAAGCAGUUGAGUGAGCUGCCCGCCAUCGCCUUGGGUGGAUUACCCCAUCUCAGCACGGUGGUGCUGAAGGCCAAUCAGUUGAGCAGCCUGGACGAGGGUCUGGUGCCCUGGGCCGAUCUGCAGACCCUCGAUCUCUCCGAGAAUCCGUUCGAGUGCGACUGCCGGCUGCUGUGGCUGCACCAUCUCCUGGUCAGCCGGAAUGCCAGUGGCCAGUUCGCCCAGGUGGUGUGUGCCUACCCGACGACCCUCAGGGACUUGCCCCUGGCCCAGUUGGCCGAACCCCUCUUGGGCUGCGCCCGUGGAGCGGCCAGCAAGCAGGCGAUUAUCGGCAUCCUCGUGGUGGCCUGUGCCGCUCUGAUUACCACUUUGGCUUUGGUUCUGUACACCUGCCGUCGAAGGAUGAGGGAGAUGCUGAAGGGACACUCGGCGCUGGGCAGGAAGGAGCGGGAGUACCAGAAGACCUUCUCCGACGAGGAGUACAUGGCCAGACCGCCGCCAGGAUGCGGUGGAGUUCAUCCGGCUGCCGGGGGCUAUCCCUAUAUGGGCGGCAGCAGUCGGCCGAUUCCGGUCACCGAGCUAUAGCUAGAAGCACCACCCCCGCCUCAGCUGCGGGGUCGGGGUGGUGGUGCCAGCACCGCCAGCGGUGCAGUGCAGCAGCUCCAGGUGCCCAGUGCCGUCGACCAGGCCUCCAACUCCUUCGCCCAGCUCAGCCACAUCCACUACAUGACCAACAACGGACAGCACCCUCAAAAUCAGCAGCAACCACCAACCUCCAAGAUGCACCACUCACAGCAGGACAUGCGGAUGCUCACCUGCAACGGUGGCAAGCCACUGAACGCCGCCUCGCUGCCGCGCCACCGACCGCCGGUGGUGCAGGAGAGCACCCUCUCGCACUACAGCCAGCCACUUGCCAACGGUAUCCGACUCACCCAGGACCACUUCAACCACAACCAGAGCCAGGGACACAACCACCACUACGGUGGUGUCUAUGCCAAGCCGUGCGAUGCGAUGUCGGAACCGGGAUAUAUCCACAAUAAUUCCCACUACUCCCUACCCUUGGAUCACGACUUGCCACCAAGUCCCACGCCCACUCCACCACCACCCGCCCUCCCCCUGAGGAACGGAGUGGGCAUGGCCCUGAUCCACGGCAACACCACCGGACGCAGAUCCUUCAACAACAACAACAACAAUGUGUCCACUCUAUCGAACAACAACCAUCAUGGUGGCGGUGGAGUCGUCGCAGUGGGCAACAACAACGGGAGUCUGAGGCGGUACCACUGAUAUCCGGCCAAGACGUGCGGCACUCUGGGCCGCACCAUCAUAAAAUCGAGGCCGGAUCCGGAUAUCGAGCUGCAUUACUUUUACAAGGGUUGAGAAGGAAGUUAAGGAGCUGGCGAUCGAUCUAAUUUAAUCGGGACUGUUUCGGUUUUCGCUUUCGAAAAGAGUUACCGGGUGGGUAAAUUCCACUUCGAAUCGAAUUUUGAUAUAUAAUUAACUUGACAUUAAGCACCAGAAGCAGUUCAUCAGCUUAAAGAAUUUGAUAUUAAAAUAAGCCCCCUAAACUCUUACCGAAAACGAAAACCGUGGCAAACCUGAAUAUUCAUAAUCUAGUUGUAUAUUCCUACGUUACGUGUAUUCAAGCGAAAGCAUUUUGUAUAAAUUAGGAUUUAGUUCGUGAGGUUGUCGACCGGGAAAAGCGCAGGUAAAACGCAGGUGUAUAUAAGAAAAUCUUGCGCACAAUUUGGCAGGCAGAAUGGGUUGGCCAAGUUACUAGCCAACCCGCUGCAAAAGCCAUUUCAUUUGCAUACAGUGAUCUUAACUAUUAAGUUAUGCUCGAAAGCAUUUCAGUUAAUGUACAUAAUUAGAAGCUUCUUAUUAAUCGAUAAAACUUCAAAAGAAUACAAAAAAAAAAUUAAGCGAAAAUCUAAUUUUACUUUAUAAAAUAAUAAUAAAUAAGCUACUCGCUGAAGCACCAGUCAUUAAAACUAUGUAUGUAUUUAGCCUAAAGCUAUCACAAAAAUAUUCCAAAAAUAAACGAAAGCCCUAAACAAAGUGAAAAUAAAUAUGCAAAACUAAAAUAGAACACAACAGAUUUUUAUAGUUAAUAGACUCAGUAAAGAAUAAACUACUCAUCGGAAUAAUAAACAAAGAAACUGUUUACAAAGUGUAAAAUGGAAAAGCAGAAACUAUUGAAAACUCCGCAAUAUACAUGUAGAAUCUAUGCCGCAUUCACAAAUAUAAAUAAGCAAUUUAUGCAACAUAAACAAAUACAAAGUAAACUAUAUAUACGCAUUAUACGUGUAAAUAAAAAAAAGUAACUAUGCUCGAAAAAAACAUACAUUUUACCUCUUUUCAUUUCCCUUUUUACUUUUCAAUUUUCCAGCCUCGGCGGAGACUUUUAUUUCAGCAUUUUAUUUGAUUUUCUCUUUUCACUUUUCACUGCAACGAGUCGACAUCAUUCAGAUCGAUUGUACAUAUUUAACAAUUUAAUGGAACAAAUUGCAAAACCAAUACAAGGGAGUUAAAAGUAACCUACAAAUAAACGAAAACAAAGAUUACCAUAUAUAAUUGAAAACUUAUUCAAACGAAAAUUUCAUAUUCAUAUUUCAUAACGAAGCAGAUCUUUCAUCUAGUUAUACGACAAGACAACUAUGAAUAAAUUAAAUCAAUUCGAACUACAGUUUAAGCAAAUUACAAGGGACAAGCAUAGUUAAACAAACGAGCCAGAGAAAUGGUAUAAAAGUAUAAACAAAAAAUAGAGUGUAGUCCAAAACAAAUGAAAUUUUGUGGAUCAGCGUAUCAUUAAAACCAAAAGUCAAGCAAGAUGUCAUGCAAGGAUUUCUCUCAAUGUAAUGGAUAAAAGCAAAUGCGAAGAAAAUUGAAAAUUCAACAGUGUUCAAGAACUAGAGAAUAAAAUCAAAUAAAGAACAAACUUAACAAUAAA
Molecule: messenger RNA, 5445 nt
Organism: Drosophila ficusphila
Lineage: Eukaryota; Metazoa; Arthropoda; Insecta; Diptera; Drosophilidae
Gene: caps
Product: protein slit
Exons: 5
Molecular function (GO): protein binding
Source: RefSeq, a predicted model, not a curated record